UUUUGACACUUGCUGGUUAUGACAUUCCGAAAAUCGGCAUGAAAGCAAGUGUUUUUGGCGAAAAAAGCAUAUUACACGAAACGGAUUCAAAAUUAAAUAAUAAGGCAAAUAAUCCAUAUUAAAAAGUGUUGCCUCUAUUGCUGUAAGACUCAAGCAUUUUUCAUUUGUCAACCAAGUCAGUGUUCUUACGACGAUGUUGCGUACCUUUGUAACCACCGCUGGACGACUAUCCCAGCAACAUCAUCAAUCAUUGUUACUACGAAAUGGACGUCAGCUCAUACAACAAAGCCGUACCAAAGCAUCCACACCAAUGAAUACAAUAGUGAUGUUUGUGCCACAACAGGAGGCGUGGAUAGUGGAGCGUAUGGGUCGUUUUCAUAGAAUAAUGGAACCCGGUCUAAAUAUAUUAGUACCAUUCAUUGAUAAAAUCAAAUAUGUACAAAGUUUGAAGGAAAUAGCAAUUGAUGUGCCCAAACAAAGCGCAAUUACAUCAGAUAAUGUGACACUCAGCAUAGAUGGUGUUUUGUACUUACGUAUCAUCGAUCCUUAUCGCGCUUCGUAUGGUGUAGAAGAUCCGGAAUUUGCGAUAACACAACUUGCGCAGACAACUAUGCGUUCGGAAUUGGGUAAAAUGUCAUUAGAUAAGGUCUUCCGUGAGCGUGAAUCUCUCAAUGUCAGCAUAGUCGACUCGAUUAAUAAGGCAAGUGAAGCAUGGGGUAUUGCUUGUUUGCGUUACGAAAUCCGUGAUAUUCGAUUACCUACACGUGUACACGAAGCUAUGCAAAUGCAGGUGGAAGCAGAAAGACGUAAACGUGCGGCCAUUUUGGAGUCUGAAGGUAGUCGCGAAGCAGAAAUCAAUAUUGCUGAGGGUAAGAGAAAAUCCCGUAUACUCGCUUCCGAAGCUGAACGACAAGAACAAAUUAAUAAGGCGAGUGGUGAAGCGGCAGCGAUGUUAGCCGUUGCCGAUGCACGUGCACGUGGACUACAAAUUGUGGCUAAAUCAUUGCAAGACUUAGAUGGUAAAAAUGCGGCAUCACUCACAUUGGCUGAGCAAUAUAUUGAUGCAUUUAGAAAUUUGGCGAAAACCAAUAACACCCUCAUACUGCCAUCAAAUCCUGGCGACGUAACGGCACUUGUUACACAAGCUUUAAGUGUUUACCAAACAGUUGCCAAUGCUAAUGUUGGUAAUGUAAAGAAUUUACGUAGCGGGAAUGAUAUGCUGGAUAAUAGUAUUGGUGAACUUAAAUGUAAAGAGGAUAAGAAUGUAAAAUUACCGAAAAUGGAUGUUGAAUAACUGAGAUACGAUAAAGUGAAAUAUGAAUUGGAAUAAAAUUGCAAUUUAUAUGUUGUAUUGUUAAAUUUAUUGGUUUUCUUUCUGCAAAUUAUAGUAGAGAUUAGUUUAUAUAAUCAUAAUAGUAGAAUUCUGUCAGUAUGAAUUUAAGACCGUUGAACAAUUGCAAAUUGCUGUUAUUAUAUGUUUUUUAUUUCAAGCAUAGAAACUGCUGGGUUAUGAAAUACAUAAUACGAUAAUAAUACCA
Ceratitis capitata (Mediterranean fruit fly) is the source of this 1538-nucleotide messenger RNA. It is a transcript of the gene Stoml2, whose product is annotated as stomatin-like protein 2, mitochondrial. Gene Ontology annotation, cellular component: membrane. The transcript is spliced from 2 exons. Lineage: Eukaryota; Metazoa; Arthropoda; Insecta; Diptera; Tephritidae. The coding region runs from base 194 to 1294 and encodes 366 amino acids. The record is from RefSeq and is a predicted model, not a curated record.